CAGACCAGCAACCUCCUGGUAGAAGGGACAUCACCCACCCAACUGAGCCACACAGUCUAGGGCAGAAAUCUCUUGGCUAGAGAAUUUGCAAGGCUGUUUCUACAAUUUCUGUCAGAUUGUGUUCUUUUACAUUCCAUUUUCACCUUAUUAUCUUUCCUCUUGUUACACAUCUAUUCCUGUGUGAAUUUUCAGUCUUCCUUAUUUUCACACUAGCAGACAAUUCCAUUUCAGCAAUUUGCACAUUCCUCCUUAACUUUCUUACUUUUUCUGACAUUUCACUUUAUCCCUUCACCUGGAAAGUACAUCAUCAUCUUAGACUUUCCUGAUUUAAGAGCCACAGAGAAAUAAAUGCUCCUCCUCUGAAAUAAUUGUUUGUUACUUGCUGUAAUCCAGACAGUCAUUCUGUGUACAGUGGUCUCUCUGACUUCAGUAUCCAUGUCAAGGCUGUGUUUACUUUCUCUCUGCUUUUGAAACAGAACUGGUUUUUAGUGGUGGUUUUGCUCAUAUGACUUAGACAGCAGCUUCAAACUCUGCUGUCCAAACACUUGUUAAGUCUGCUUUUACAGGUUUAGCCUGACAGUCUCUGGUUUACCUUCCCAGCAAGUAAUUAAAUGCUUCCCUUUCUCUUUUUAAGGCCUGAAAGGGCUCGGUGGUAAGCCUUUCAUCAUCAGGCUCAGCUAGAGCAGAUCUGUCAUCCUUCAGGAUCAUGAGUGUGUCCUGCUAAGUUUCAUGCCCCAUUGACCUGGAGCAGAAACCUUGUGCAGAAGCUGUAUUUACCAAGCCUAGUGUUAAGCCCUUUUCGUGAAAGAGUUAUCUGUUUUCAUUUUCUUCACUCUUAGUCUCUCAGUCUCCUGUGAAUUCAAGAUUUGAAAUCUGUUUAGGAACCGUCACUUCACAGUUCCACUAACUUGACCCUUGACUUCCUCCCAACCCCCGAGUCUUCUGGUUCCUGCCUGGGAAUUACCAUAGUAUUGUUGGUGCCUUCUACAUGCCAAACCAUGCAUUCAUGCUUCUUUGGACACUCUUAUUGGAUCCUCAGCAAACCUACAAAGUGGAGACCACUUCUGACUUGCUGCUGACAGGAGAAUGCUCAUAAACAUAGUCACACAGCAGAAAGAGGCACCGCUGGCUCCUGAGUGCUGUGUUUCCAUCCCAAAGUGGUUGAUAUCACAGCAAAUCCCACAGUUUGAAGAUGUUAAAUUUGAAGCAGCAAGUCUUUUGUCUGAACUAUACUGUCAAGAGAAUUCCGUUGAUGCAGCAAAGCCACUGCUGCGGAAAGCGAUCCAGAUAUCACAGCAGACCCCAUACUGGCAUUGCCGCCUGCUCUUCCAGCUUGCUCAACUGCACACUCUUGAGAAGGACCUGGUGUCGGCCUGUGACCUCCUAGGUGUAGGAGCCGAGUAUGCACGGGUGGUGGGAUCCGAGUACACACGGGCGCUGUUCCUGCUCAGCAAAGGGAUGCUGCUGCUGAUGGAGCGCAAGUUGCAGGAAGUCCACCCACUGCUGACCCUCUGUGGACAGAUUGUCGAGAACUGGCAGGGAAAUCCCAUUCAGAAGGAGUCUUUACGGGUCUUCUUCCUGGUCCUCCAGGUGACACACUACCUGGAUGCAGGGCAGGUGAAGAGCGUGAAGCCAUGCCUGAAGCAGCUGCAACAGUGCAUUCAGACUAUCUCCACACUGCAUGAUGAUGAGAUCUUGCCCAGCAACCCUGCCGACCUCUUCCACUGGCUGCCCAAGGAGCACAUGUGUGUGCUUGUCUACCUGGUGACCGUGAUGCACUCAAUGCAGGCUGGCUACCUGGAGAAGGCUCAGAAGUACACAGAUAAGGCACUCAUGCAGCUGGAGAAGCUGAAGAUGCUCGACUGCAGCCCCAUCCUAUCCUCCUUCCAAGUGAUCCUGCUUGAGCACAUCAUCAUGUGCAGGCUCGUCACAGGACACAAGGCCACCGCACUACAGGAGAUCUCCCAGGUCUGCCAGCUGUGCCAGCAGUCGCCCCGGCUCUUCUCCAACCACGCAGCACAGCUGCACACGCUGCUGGGCCUGUACUGUGUCUCCGUGAACUGCAUGGACAACGCAGAAGCCCAGUUCACCACAGCCCUCCGGCUCACCAACCACCAGGAGCUGUGGGCCUUCAUCGUGACCAACCUGGCGAGUGUGUAUAUACGGGAAGGAAAUAGACACCAAGAGGUACUAUACAGCUUAUUGGAGAGGAUCAACCCAGACCACAGCUUCCCUGUCAGCUCUCACUGCCUUCGAGCAGCAGCUUUCUACGUGCGUGGGCUCUUCUCCUUCUUCCAGGGACGCUACAAUGAGGCCAAGCGAUUUCUGCGAGAAACUCUGAAGAUGUCUAACGCGGAGGACUUGAACCGGCUCACAGCAUGCUCUCUGGUGCUUUUGGGCCACAUUUUCUACGUGUUGGGGAACCACAGGGAGAGUAACAACAUGGUGGUGCCUGCCAUGCAGCUGGCUAGCAAGAUCCCGGACAUGUCAGUGCAGUUGUGGUCGUCAGCCCUGCUGAGAGACCUGAACAAGGCCUGCGGGAACGCCAUAGAUGCCCAUGAAGCCGCCCAGAUGCACCAGAACUUCUCUCAGCAGCUGCUCCAGGACCACAUCGAGGCCUGCAGCCUCCCCGAGCAUAACCUUAUCACGUGGACAGAUGGCCCGCCACCCAUGCAGUUCCAAGCUCAGAACGGACCCAACACCAGCCUGGCCAGCCUUCUUUGAGACCCCUGGAGGGGGCCACCCAGCUUCUCAAGGCCUCAGUGAGGCCUAGUGUGUCCCUGAUUUCCACCCAGACGGCACUUGCGCUUUUCUCUGAGUCGUGCUGGCAUGGUGUCCCCAGGCUUCUUUCCCAACUGUCUCCAGAGCUUCCAAGUCCCCAGGGAGUGUGCAGGGCCAAUUCCCACCCUCCCAGGAAGGGCUGGCCAGCUUUACCGCUGUGAAUCAGGACCUGGUGCUGAGGCUUGCAGGUGGAAUGUUGGAGCCGACUUUCCAUAGCCAUCCUUUAAAGUGGACUUGAACUGCCAGUCCUACUACAAGUCUGAGUCACGCCUUCCUGGGACUGUAUCUGGAUAGGGAAUGCCGGGAUGGGCAACACCACUGGGGCAUUGCCACAUGACUUCCAUUGCCUGGACUUCUGUGCCAGGCUGGAGUGUUUCCUCUGCUCUCACAGCAGCUUCCAGAGCUCAGAGGCAAGAUGCUGGUUUCUGGCCCAAAAUUGGAAGGAAGAAGUGAUGAUGCACAUCAGGGACAAAAAUGCAUGUCCUGCUACAACACUUUUCCCAGCUUGCCUUUCUCUCCAGCGUCCAUCCUUCUGACAGCUAGGGCUUCUGAUCAGGGGCCCUGGAGACACAGGAACUCGCCUUCCAAACAUCUGUACCUUGGCUGGACCACUGUCUGACCAUGGGGGUGCACAUGCUGUAGACAUGGGUGUGCAUGUGUGUGCAUACUAUAGACGUGUGUGCGCAUGUGCUAUAGACACGAUUGUGCAUGUGUGUAUGUGCAUGUGGUGAUUCUCAGAGCUGGAGCCGGAGCUGAGACUCCUGUGUUUGUACCAGCUGCCUUCCCCCAUCAGUGUCUGUAUUGUGGGGUAGGAAGCAGGGGAUAGAGGAGAGGACCCUCCUCAGCCCAACUCAGGGUGCCGAACAAAGGGGUUAGGGCAGCUCUGCUGCCUCCUCUGCAGAGGAUAUUUGCAGAUGUCUGGAGCUCCGCCCACCCUGCCCUUGGGAGGGAGGAGGAAAAGGAGAUCUACCUGCCUUGGGUCUCAGGACAGUGUUGAAACCUCUUCCCAAGCUGGAUCCCCCAGAGAGUGUGCUUGGUUCUGUCCUCUUGGAUAAUCUAAGAGAUGCCCCAAUGGUGAUGGGGGGAUUGGGGGCAGUUGAGGCAGCCGCCACCUCCAGCUUCUGGCACCUGGGAGCAGCUCCCCACUGCUGAGGGCUGAUGAGUAGUCUUGCUGGCCAGGGUGGCUUGUUGGUUCAAGUCUCAUUGCCUUUGCACUGUGAUGGCUGCUUCUCGAAGCCUCUGUCUGUGAUGGAAGGAACAUUAGGAUCUGGGAUUACUCAGGUAGCUACUUGGGCCCUGAGCCUGGGUGUGCCUUAGCCACAAGCAGGACUGUCAGCAGAUCAUGCUGAGCUGGGCCACUGCCCUUACUUGGCCUGUGACAGGGCCCUGCUGCCCACUUGGGGUCCAGUGACAGGCAUGCAAGUGAGCCACCAGUCAGAGGGGCAAGCUGGCCAGGGCUUGUCCUAAGAGGACCCACCAUCCCUGUAUCACCCAGGAGAACCUAGUCCUGUCCUGUGCUGCCCAGGGCUGCCCCCUCUGCUGACACCCCUGAGCCUCUGAGGCCUGUGGAGGAGGGUAAGCCCUGUCACAAGCUGUCCCCAUUCUGUCUUCCUCCAUCAGGGGCCUUCCCCUCCACUCAAGGAAUGGAGCCCCCAUCUCGCCAUAAGCUUCGCCUACUAGCCUGGAUCCCAUACUGUCUAACUUCUCCAUAUCCACAUUAGUUCAAUCUUGCUGCACAUGUUUGUCUCUGUGUAUUUAUUUAAGAUUUUCUUUGCUUCUAGGGCAUUUUGUAUGUAGAGGAGUUGAAAGUUUUGAACCUCAAAACAAUGUCUGUCCUGAUGUUAAAGUGCUUUUAGUGACCACUCUUAUCUGUGUAUGUAAGGUUAAGGAUAACUUCUUAAGUUUACAAUUAAAAAUUUAGUACUCAGUAUUUAAUAUUCCACGCUAGCUUUAUGGAAGCCAAACCGUGUGUACGGUUUUGAACCUCCCCUUUACUGCAGCAUCUACCAAUUACAUCAAGCUGUCAUAUAUACCUUUCUGUGAGUCCAUAUUCAGUGCCUCACAAUUUCUCUCUCAAUCAUAAGAAUUUAAGACAGGUAGCAGGCCACCAGGGAGAUGUUGCACAAGUGUCCUAUAGCUAAGUGUUUAGAAUAAAACAAUUCCAAAUUCUUCAACUUAUAGGGCACAUAGUAGUAGCAGAAGGAUUUGUUGGCAGGUCAAUUACUGAGAAUUCGUUAGACCUUCAUGUGCUCUUCCCACCUCCUGUUAGUAGAAGUGGCCCUGGGCCUGCAGGUCUGGGGUGCUGGUCCUGGAAGUGCCCCUGUGUCCUCCCAAACAGCUGCCUCCCCCUGCAGGUGGCAACGGACGUGGUGAGGGUCCUUUCCCUGGGGUAAGUACUCCCUAUUCCACUUACUGAGAGCACAGGCAAGGAAAUUGGGUAAGGGCUGCCUGGCACAGUGGCUGUGCUUGUGGUUGCAUUAUUUUGUUAAAGGGUUUUUAAUAAGUAUGUUUGGCAUAAUGUCUUUUAACGGGUUUGUAAUAUGGUUUUAGCAGCCUGUAACUUCAGCUGGUGCUUUUAAUCAGGAAAACAAAUUUAUAAAUGCAAAACAUUGUUUAAGAGACAUAACCAUAGAAUAUAGCUUGUUUGUGGAUUUCUUUUUGUUUGUAUUCAAAGUAAAAUCACUUGCAGUAGCUAUUGCUCGCUGUGUCCUUA
This is a messenger RNA of Miniopterus natalensis, 5494 nucleotides long. The record is from RefSeq and is a predicted model, not a curated record. NCBI's taxonomy places the organism in Eukaryota, Metazoa, Chordata, Mammalia, Chiroptera, Miniopteridae.